Messenger RNA from Arvicanthis niloticus (Nile rat), 1542 nucleotides. Its product is annotated as zinc finger and SCAN domain containing protein 4C-like. The record is from RefSeq and is a predicted model, not a curated record. Lineage: Eukaryota; Metazoa; Chordata; Mammalia; Rodentia; Muridae. Gene Ontology annotation, biological process: regulation of transcription by RNA polymerase II. Gene Ontology annotation, molecular function: RNA polymerase II cis-regulatory region sequence-specific DNA binding; DNA-binding transcription factor activity, RNA polymerase II-specific.
AUGGCUUCACGGUUUAGAGGAUCCUUUAAGCACAAUACACCAGCAAAAGACCUUCAGGCAGACAGUUUAGGGUUUAUUCCAACCCAGAGUUCCAGUGUGCAGUGGGCAGAAGACAUCUAUAACUCGCCAAGUACUCAGCCCAUCUUUUCAACAAGCAACAAUGGCUGCUGGGCAAAGCAGGAGCUGCAGAAUCUCUGGGAGAUGUUUACCUCAUGGUUGCAACCAAAAAAGCAGACUAAGAAGCAGAUGAUUUCUCAACUGGUCUUGAAGCAGUUUCUCCUCACUGGGCACUGCAAGGACAAGUUUGCCUUGAUGGAGAAGUGGAAAGCUAGUGGUAGCAACAUGGAGAGAUUCAUGGAGAAUGUGACUGAUGAGUGCUUGAAGCCUCCUGUCAUGGUCCAUGUCUCCAUGCAAGGACAAGAGGCCUUGUUUUCUGAAAACAUGUCACUAAAAGAAGUCAUCGAGCUUUUAAAACAACAGCAAUCAGCAACAAGGCCAACACCAGAGAAUGCAAGGAUGCCAGUGGACAUCACACUGACCACAGAUUGUCUUCUUUCCAAAGGACAAGAAAGCAGUGAAAAUGAGUGCAAUACUUCUUGGAAUGUUACUGAAGUAACUGUUGGUGAUGGCUGUACAGGAAAUGAGAACAACUCCCUUCUUAUUAUCCAGAAAGAGCAGUAUCCUGAGUGUGAAGAGGGAUGUGUUGUUUCUCAAUUCCCUCAAGGUGGCACAAGAGCAAGUCAAGGCAACUCCAGCCAUCAUGUAGAGUUCCUGAGUACUGCUACUACUGCAGAUGUCCCCAUGCAGGCACAUCCAAUGGUUUUCUGCAGAAGAAACAUCUCUGAAGACAGGAUGGAUUGCUAUAACACUUCCAGAAGUGAUACUCAAUUAAACAGUGGUGAUGAUAUUCCCAGGAACAAGAUGGACUCCCUUUUCAUUAGGCAGAGAAUGCAUCCUCCUGAGUCUGAGAUGGCAGAUGUUUCUUAUGGGGUUCCUCAGGAUUCUAAAAGUCAAGGAACAUCCACAUGCCAGCCAGAGUCACUUGAGGAAGCUUUUUCUGAAGAAAACCCUAAGGAGGUAACAGGGUUUCUCUCUAGGCCAGAGCAGUCUGCCUCUACCUCUGAGCCUGUCCUUCUUUGUCAGAAUCAUGAGGCAAACUCACCACGUGAAAGUCAUCCAAAGAGAUUCCGUAGAGGUCCCAAACCAUACAAGUGUGACAAAUGCCCUAGGACGUUCAAAUAUGCCCGUAGCCUGUCAUCCCACCAGAGAACUCACCUGAAUAAGAAGUCAUUCGUCUGUGUCACCUGUCAGAAAAUAUUCAAACGAUUCUCCGACCUCCGAAUUCAUGAGAUCAUACACAAGCCAGAGAAGCCUUUCAUAUGCAGCACAUGCAACAAGUCCUUCAGCCACAAGACCAACCUGAAGGCUCAUGAGAGGACUCACACAGGAGAGAAGCCUUAUGCCUGUCCCCUAUGUAGCAAGUGUUUCUGCCAAUCAUCUACAUACCACCGUCACCUGAGGAAAAUCCACAAAUCUGACUGA